Messenger RNA from Danio rerio (zebrafish), 905 nucleotides. It is a transcript of the gene fbxo36a, whose product is annotated as F-box protein 36a. Lineage: Eukaryota; Metazoa; Chordata; Actinopteri; Cypriniformes; Danionidae. The record is from RefSeq and is marked provisional.
AAAUAUGGCGUCUCUGCUGGAUGAAAUAUUGUUUGAAACUGCUGGACAAGGUCCACCUCCAUCUAAAGACUUCUACCAGCUUGUUAUCACACGGAAGGAGGUUAUAUGGAGAUGCUGGAAGAUUUCAAUCCGGGCUGAAUCCAGAGGAGCCCCACCGGGAGAAACUAAACAGUUCCACGAUGACUUUUUGAACGAUUCAAGGAUGCAAGAGCAGCUAGCUGUGGUGUUUGGCAGCGGGAUUCUGGAGUACACUCUGGCUCUGUGUCGAGGGCAUUUUGACUACCUGGAACGUUUACCAGACAAGCUGCUCCUUACAAUUCUUUCCUACAUUUCCUUACAGGACAUUGGGCACCUCAGCCAAACCUCAAACAGGUUUAGAAAGCUGUGUAACUCGGAGGAGAUCUGGAAGAAGACUGUGCUUGGUCACUGUGAUGGGAUAACUGAAGACAUGGAGAUGCUGGCAAAGGUCAUGGGUUGGAAGAAAAUCUUCUUUGGGUUUUACCAUGAGAAAGAUCCUGUCAGCACGGCUUCUCCUGCGAAGGAAGAAGAUAAUACCAAUAGGGCAUCUCCAUGAGUUAUUAAAAUCAGCAACUAUUAAAAAAGACAGGAUCAAACAUGUAUUUCUUUGGUCUAAUUUAGUCCAUUCUGUUGUACUGAGGCAGUGUUAACUUUUUAGUAUUAUUUUUACAUUUUCCUAUGUCAUUUUUACUGUUCACUUUUAAAGUGUGAUUCGUGAAGUUCAAUUACGUUUACUUUUUUUGUGAUUAAGAAUAGGAUUGAUUGAAACUAUAGACUGUAAAAGAUUCAAACUGCACGUCUGCCCUCUAGUGCUGACUGUUUUCAUGAACCACAAAGUGUAAAGUGACCAGAAGAUGGCGCACGUUAAUAAAAUAUGUGCAAAAACA